Messenger RNA from Octopus sinensis (East Asian common octopus), 1193 nucleotides. RefSeq lists its product as uncharacterized. The record is from RefSeq and is a predicted model, not a curated record. Bases 509 to 1042 code for a protein of 177 amino acids. Lineage: Eukaryota; Metazoa; Mollusca; Cephalopoda; Octopoda; Octopodidae. The transcript has 4 exons.
GUCAACACAAAACUAUUGGAAAAGUAAUUUAUUCACCAACCCAAGAUUUUGCAGAGGGGAAUUGAACCUGGAACCACAUGGAUUUGAAGCAAUCUUUUUAACAAUACAGUAAUGACUUGUGAAAUAGCAGCUGUCCUUAUUGUAACUGUUUUAGAUUGAUUAGAUGGUAGUUGCUUUUUUCGGUUAACUCCAUGCUUUUCAAGUGUUUCUUACCUUCUUAAGAUGAUACAGUGUGAUUCGAGGAACAUUUGGUUGCAAUUACAUGCUGAUUCCUUGAUUUGUCUCUUUCACUCUCUGAUAAUUAGUUGUUAGGAUCCUACAGUGUGGAUUGGUGGUAAAUUCAGUUACUUUCAUACUGGAUGGAGGUGUGGAUUCAGUGUCUACUGUUCAGAAUGACAGAAUACCUCAGCCUCCCGAAUCAGUCCAGAUGAUGUGUGAGGAGUGAGAAAGCAGCAAAUUGGGUUGAUGUUCAGUAUGAAAGGUGAUUAAAAUGAUUCAUGGUGUUUGAAUGAAUUCAAAUAAUAUUAAAGUAAUUCUUUGCAGUGUUCUUAUACCAACAAUAGUCCUGCUUUGUAUAUUAUGCAUCAUAGUUAUCAGACACAGGUACAAGAAAUCCAAAUCAAAUUUGAUAUCUGAAGAAAUGACCAAGAAGAGUACCACAAGGACCUGUUUACCAGUGAAGAUAGAAUCACGACUAAAUAAUACUUUGAAACUGCAAGCAGCAGAGAUAUUGCCCCCAAAUAAUGCACAUUCAAUUAGAAAUGAUCCUUGCAUGAUGGAAAGGGAAUUGCAUUCCACUGAUGUAUAUUAUUCUGUCAUAAAAGAUUUACGUAUGGUUGAUGAUAAUGUUGAAGAAUAUAUGUAUAUGGCUAAAAGGGAUAUAUAUUCAAAUGUAAAUGAUAAAUAUGAAAAUGGCUCAGAUACUGUUCACAGUGAUUUAUGUUUCACUGAGAAUGAAGGAUAUUAUGUAAAUUCAGCUGAAAAUAAUUUAUGCUCUGAUAAAAAUGGCAUGUAUAUUGAUAUGGAAUCUUGCCAUAAGUGAUUAAGAUAACUUACUUGAAAGUGUUUUCUUCUAAAAAUUCAAUCUAAUUAUAUCUAAAGAAAACAGAUACAUAAAACAACCCUCGAUGUCAACACUUCAAAAACCUAAUAGAAUAUUUGAAAUAUGUUUUCACUGAAAUAAUUAAACAAAA